Molecule: messenger RNA, 436 nt
Organism: Formica exsecta
Lineage: Eukaryota; Metazoa; Arthropoda; Insecta; Hymenoptera; Formicidae
Product: MICOS complex subunit Mic10-like
Exons: 3
Coding region: 92-349 (85 amino acids)
Cellular component (GO): MICOS complex; mitochondrion; mitochondrial inner membrane
Source: RefSeq, a predicted model, not a curated record
GAGAAACGCGAAGACUGAAGAUCGAUAUGACAGAUUAGAUGUCGUGAGUCUGGCGUGUGACGUAACAGGAACGGCUUUUCUAGCACGAAAAAUGGCCGGCGCCGUGUGGGCCGAGGACGAGAUCGGACGAAAGUGGGACCGUUGUUUUACGGAUGCCAUUCUUAAAUUAGGCGGUGGAAUAGUCCUUGGCGGAGUGUUUUCUCUAUUUUUCUUCAAAAGAAGGAGAUGGCCCAUUAUAACUGGUGCUGGCUUUGGAUUAGGCAUGGCAUAUUCCAAUUGUGAAGGAGAUAUAAAUGCAUCGAUACAUCAACAGACAUCUAGGAGCUGUAAAUCUGAAGGAAAGAAAUAAUUAUUAGGAUCUAUUGUGUAAAAAUAAAAUCAAAGUUAUUAUUAAAAUAAAAGUAUAUCAAUAAAUCCAAUAACUGUGCUGUAUUAA